GCUCGGAUCAAACAUUCGAAGCCAUGACAUAGAACAAGCCCAAGUGACAGCAAAAACCCCCAAAACCAAAAGCAGGCGGGAGGGAAAUGAAAAUGCACUUCAAAUAAUCACUUCCUCUGAAAAAUCUUCAUCUUCAUCUCAUCUUCCCCCUUUUUUUCCCAUUUCAAUUUUUCACCUUGUUCAUCUUCCCUCCUCUUUUUCUCUCUCCUCCCCACUUUUCAUUCUUACCCAGAUUCGCCCUAAAUCCCUCGUUUGGGGCGGAUUCUUCCCUAAUUUCACCCUUCUCUUCUCCAUUUUUCUCCCAACCCUAAUUUUUCGCCUAAUUUAAUCAUUUAAUCAGUUUGAAUGAUUGUGAAUUGCAGUGAAGGAGUAGGGCUGGCUGUGAUUCUGGAUUCAUAGCAUGGCCAAAGUUGCCAAAGUUGCUGCUGCCCCGGGUUCUUUGCCUUCCGAUUCGGCACGGUUUUGUGGGGGUCCCAUGAAUGCUGGUCCUGCUCUUAAGAGAAAGACGCCGUCCGAAUUAAGAGGUGAGCAAUUAAAGAGAAGAAUAGCAGUGGAGCUUGUCCAUGAAUCUGCUGCACCUUCAGAAAAUGCAGAUGUCGUGGACUCUGGUUCUAACAAGUCACAAGGCCCAAAAAAUACAAAAUACAUUGACAAGCGUCUUGAUGAAGUAUAUCCUGCUAGAAAACCAAACAGCAGGCUCAGCUUGCUUUCUGGAAAAUCAAAUUUUAAGGAAAAUCAAGUUGUUCAGGAAAAAAGUGGGUUUAAGAGUUCUUUUUCUUCACGUUUGACACCCAAGAAUCAGCAAGAGCUUAAUGGCAGCUCUAAAGUAUCAGUUGCCAAGGCCACUGGCUGUGUUUUACGACAGUGUGAAACUGGUGAAAAAGGCACUCAAAAUAAGUUUCGUAGCGUAGCUGAGCUCUCACUUGGUAGUGACAGAUUUACAGAGCAGGGCACAGUUGAUGUGGAUAAAGCACUGAAAGGACUCGCUGCUCAUGAGAGUUCUGGCUCUUGUUCUCCAUCAAGUUCAGCUGGAAAGUCUGGGGAUGUAAAGUCUACAUCUAUGGGAAAUUAUUGUUCAGAAAUACAAAUUCCUGGAGUAAAAGUUCCUCUUGAUUUUACCCUGAAAACCAUCAUGCGUAUAGUAUCCUCUUCACCUGUGGACAGGUUUCACAGGUUAUUUAUGGGUGGCACUUACAAUGGAAUAUCCUCUUUCUCUUUAUCUGGCAACUCUGCCAAUGAAAGUAUUGAGUCUGCUUUAAACACUCCAGCAUCUGGGGAUUCUUAUAAUUUUCAAUCAUGGAUAUACCCCCAGUCCUCAUUGCCAGCUUCUGUAAUAUCAGUAUUGAGCUCAUCUUCAGGAGCUGAAAUGGACUUUUUGGAGAAACGCCAAUUAGCUUGGGAGGAUUCCUUUAGAAGUCUUUACUACAUGCUACGGAAGAGUGGGUGCAAUGUAUUUUAUGUUUGUACAUCACAGUUUGUGGUGAUCUUCAGUGCUGUUGAAGGCACAGGGAAGGUCAAACGCACAUGCAAUGCAUUUAUUUCCAAAUCAACAAGAGGUUUAAGGUCUUUAUUGAAGGAGCAUGAUAUCAGUUUCACUAUGCCUUUGUGUUGUUCUGAAGUGGAGCAGAUAAGUAGAGAAGACUUGGUGGAGCUCUCUGAAAUUGAGAAGCAUAAUUUAGGACAGGCUAAACGUUUUGGUUCUAUGCCUGACGUGGACAACAGCCCAAAAUCUUUGUUAGCAUUCAACGGAAAUGAAAGUGUUCAUGGCCUAUAUGAUUUUCUAUUAAAUUAUAGGUCUUUGUUGACAACUUUGAGCAAUAUGGAUGUACCUGUGCUGUGUUCUCCUAUUCCUUUUCUUAAUGCUGCUCUAUCUUCCCCACAGAUCAGGUGCAAGGAGAUUAGGAGAGUUGAUACUUUGCAGUCAAAAGGAUCAUUGGCAAAAGAUGGGGAAUCAUUUGCUUUAAAGACUGGUAUCUGCUACAGCAUUGAAGUAAAGGAUGCAUAUCUUCCUCCUUGGAUAGUUUCUUCCCUAUGUGCUGUGAUGGGUUCUGAGGGGAGAAGUUUUGAGGCAUGCUUUGUGACAGACCCUAACACAAUGGGAUUGAAUGCUGCUCUUGAAGCCGUCAGCCAAAAAUCCAACAGUAACACUGAUGAGACAACUGGAGAUUCACAAGAUACUGCCUAUGCAUUUGGUAUUUCAGCAGCUGUGGUAAAUUCUGGCUUACAUUCCACAUGUUUGAAGGCGUUGAAAUAUUCAAAUGGGUCUUAUGUAGCUGCCCUUUCCCCUGUUUGAACUCUAAUCAAACUUUUGCUGUCUAAUGGGAGGAAGUGACUAGUGUGGCCAACGCUCCAUUCAACCCCUCUUGUUUUGUUUAUACUUUCCCUAAGAUGUGCUCAUCCUCGGUGUAUAAUGGUUUCUGUACCAUGCAUAUUCUGACAUAGGAAGGGGUAAAAUUCGUGUUAGUUUGAAUAAUUACAAAUGAAUAUUGUAGUCAUUUUGGAAGAACUUAUAUUCCUCCUCCGUUAACGGUUAAUUACAACAAAGAGGGUGUGCACGGAA
This is a messenger RNA of Chenopodium quinoa (quinoa), 2560 nucleotides long. Its product is annotated as protein downstream neighbor of son homolog. The record is from RefSeq and is a predicted model, not a curated record. NCBI's taxonomy places the organism in Eukaryota, Viridiplantae, Streptophyta, Magnoliopsida, Caryophyllales, Amaranthaceae. Gene Ontology annotation, cellular component: nucleus. The transcript has 15 exons. The coding region runs from base 401 to 2293 and encodes 630 amino acids. Gene Ontology annotation, biological process: nuclear DNA replication.